CCAGUCGAAGGCGGAGCCAGGGGGAUGUGGGGCGGGGCCUCCACGAAGGCCCCAGCUCCACUUCCUGAGGCGGGUGAAUAAACAAAAGAGAAAUGAAUGCCAUUUGCAGCUUAAAGAUAGCUGGUAGGAACUGCAUUUUAUUUCGCUUAACUUCUUUGGCCAGUCAGGCAAAGUGCAAUAAUCUUUAUAAGUCUUCAGUUGAAGCUUUGAAUGGACAUCGCCAGAUUCAAAUAAAUCAUAUAGUGGAUAAAUGCCAGCGACUAAAUACAAGCAGCAACACCAGCUAUUAUUUUAUGAUUGGAAGCUCUAACUUCUACAGAAAAUUUAUUAAUAAAAGCCAAAGAUGUUUUUUGAAUGCCAAGAAUAUAAAAGUGUGCACAAACAUACACAAUAGCCGUAGAAGUCCUUGUUUCCUGGCCUCUCAGCCGUUAGUGGAAGAGUUUGCAUUAUUCCGAAGUCUUGCUCCAGUGCAGUCCCCAGAUCGCAUUCCUGCUUGGGAUGUUCAGAUCAUCAGGCUUUUUCACACAUCAUCAUCAUUUCAGGCUGCUCCAGUGCCUCUAUUGUGGAUUAUUCUUAAACCGGCUCAGAAGUUAUUUGCUAUCAUUCUUGGAAGGAGCAUCAGAAAAUGGUGGAGGGCACUGCCUCCUAACAAGCGGGAACUUUUUAAAGAAAGUGCGAGAAAAAACAAAUGGAAGAUAGUUGUGGGUCUGUGUAGCUUGGUGGUUUUAUUUAUUCUAUUUUAUUUUACACACUUGGAGGAAACACCAAUCACUGGGCGUGCUCGACUGUUGGUAUUCGGGAAGGAACAUUUUAGGAUAUUGUCACAGAUGGAGUAUGAUAUGUGGAUGGAACAGUUUAAAAAUCAGAUGUUAGCCGAGACAGACCCUCGCUAUCAGGUAGUGAAAAAAGUUAUUGGUCAUUUAUCUGAAAGCAACCAGGACAUCCCGCAGGUCUCGGAGUUCAAGUGGGCUAUCCAUGUGGUGGAAGAACCAGGCAUAAAUGCUUUUGUACUUCCAAAUGGACAAGUAUUUGUUUUCACUGGUUUGCUAAAUGUGGUGUCAGAUAUUCACCAGCUCUAUUUCAUUUUGGGACAUGAAAUAGCUCAUGCUGUAUUGGGACAUGCAGCAGAGAAAGCCAGUCUGGUACAUUUCUUGGAUUUCCUGUCGCUUAUCUUGCUCACUAUGAUUUGGGCAGUCUGUCCUCGAGAUAGUUUGGCAAUUGUAGGCCAGUUGAUCCAGAGUAAGUUGCAGGAGUUUAUAUUUGAUAGGCCAUAUAACAGGACAUUGGAGGCUGAAGCUGACAAAGUUGGACUUCAGUUUGCUGCAAAGGCUUGUGUGGAUGUAAGAGCAAGCGCUGUGUUUUGGCAGCAGAUGGAAUUAGUAGAGACCAUUCAAGGGCAGCGUAAAUUACCAGAAUGGCUCUCCACACACCCUUCUCAUGAAAACAGAGCUGAACACUUGGACCGGCUUAUACCAGAGGCACUUAAAAUAAGAGAGAGCUGCAAUUGCCCCCCUCUUCCUGGACCAGACCCUCGCCUCAUUUUCAAACGUAGCAUGCAGCAUCUUCUGGAAACAUCUAAGGAUAAAGACAGCCAGAAUGCUACUGAGCAUGAUCUUGCAAAGCCAAAAGUGGACUUUCCUUCUGUUCAAAAGGAGGAAAAGAUUCCAAUAACUCUUGCAGUUAAAAAGGAACCAACGAGCUGAAGGGAAAAACAUUCCCCUGAAAAACUUUACAAACAGUUCACUGAACAGAUUUUUUUUCCCUGCAAGACUUUUGAUCCUUUUGGGAUGAUAAAAUGGACAGACAGCUACAAAUCAUGUUUGUACCUCCAUGGUGCCAAAAAUCUAUUGAGGGGAAACUUGUUUCUCUGUAUCACAACGUAGAUCAAGCCACCAGUAUUCUGUGUUCUCAAACUUCUGGUGGUCUCCCACUCAGUGCAAUGAGGAACUCUCCCCACAUACAGAGAGCGGUGUAUUGGAGUUGAGACUUUUAUUCAAGAAGGGAUGCUAAACGUAAAUCACUUCAGUUGGAGGGCAAAAAUCUCUGUACAAUCCAUUCACACCAUUGGAAAAGAAGCAAUAAAAUGGCCAGUGGGCUGUACAUACAUCCACCUAAUUGGAUGGUUUUCUGCUGGGAUUUUUCUUAUUAAAUAUCUUUUAAA
This is a messenger RNA of Emys orbicularis (European pond turtle), 2161 nucleotides long. It is a transcript of the gene OMA1, whose product is annotated as OMA1 zinc metallopeptidase. NCBI's taxonomy places the organism in Eukaryota, Metazoa, Chordata, Testudines, Emydidae. Gene Ontology annotation, biological process: protein quality control for misfolded or incompletely synthesized proteins; mitochondrial protein processing. The record is from RefSeq and is a predicted model, not a curated record. Bases 93 to 1703 code for a protein of 536 amino acids. Gene Ontology annotation, molecular function: metalloendopeptidase activity. Gene Ontology annotation, cellular component: mitochondrial inner membrane. The transcript is spliced from 9 exons.